Molecule: messenger RNA, 492 nt
Organism: Soboliphyme baturini
Lineage: Eukaryota; Metazoa; Nematoda; Enoplea; Dioctophymatida; Soboliphymatidae
Source: the annotation of a GenBank genome assembly
AUGUCAAUUGGUCACGGAAGCACCACGAAGAAACUGAAGCGACGGAAGCAUCUGCCGAAAAACUGGGAGGAACUGGGGAGAGUGAAGCCGGACAUCGGUCGUGACCGAGAGGGGGAACGGCGACUCAGGACAAUCGCGACGAAGGGCGUCGUUCAGCUGUUCAACGCCGUGCGCGUUCACCAGAAAGAGGCUCCGGUCGACGAGGACUUCCCGAAACACUCCUCUAAAGAUGGUGAGUUUUCGGUUGCAAAGUACGCUGGAAAAGUGCUUUCCACCGUCAAAGGGGCUAAGACAGCGAGAUCCGCCGUCUCUGACGUGAAGCUUGUGAAAAACGAGAAGCAACUGGCUUCGACGACCACUUCCAAAUGGGAAGUUCUGCGCGAUGACUACCUUACAGCGCCGGCCAUGAAGCACAUGAAGGACUGGAACAAAUCUGUCGACCCCGUCUAUGACGAUCACUCCAAUGACUUGGAAGGAACGCACAUUGGUUAA